Messenger RNA from Perkinsus marinus ATCC 50983, 438 nucleotides. RefSeq lists its product as hypothetical. Gene Ontology annotation, molecular function: ATP binding; ATP hydrolysis activity; long-chain fatty acid transmembrane transporter activity. Gene Ontology annotation, cellular component: peroxisomal membrane. Bases 1 to 438 code for a protein of 145 amino acids. Gene Ontology annotation, biological process: peroxisome organization; very long-chain fatty acid catabolic process; long-chain fatty acid import into peroxisome. The transcript has a single exon. The record is from RefSeq and is a predicted model, not a curated record. NCBI's taxonomy places the organism in Eukaryota, Perkinsozoa, Perkinsida, Perkinsidae.
AUGUAUUCUACCUACCCCAGAAGCCCUAUUGUGUUGUGGGCACCCUUUCCGAUAACAUAUGUUAUCCUGAUAGCAACAGACCAGAUGAGGGGCAGCUGGUAUCGUUACUACGCCUGGUUGAACUAUCUCAUCUCAAUGACUUUAAUAGUAUGUCCUUGGACUGCAUUAGCGAUAGGCAGCUUCCUGGUAGGUGUUAUCGAUUGGGAUUCCCGGCUAUCUCUAGGGGAGCAGCAGAGAUUAUCAAUGGCACGACUAUUCUGGCACAGGCCUACCUUUGCUAUCUUGGACGAGUGUACUUCGGCGGUGAGUAUUAAGAUGGAACGAAGGCUCUUCAAGUUAUGUGGUCAACUUGGUAUAUCACUUAUUACUAUAUCCCAUCGUCCAGCACUGCAUGAGUUCCAUCAUCAUAUGGUUACACUGGAUGGUUGUGGAGGGUGA